Molecule: messenger RNA, 2526 nt
Organism: Aphanomyces invadans
Lineage: Eukaryota; Oomycota; Saprolegniomycetes; Saprolegniales; Verrucalvaceae
Exons: 20
Coding region: 19-2478 (819 amino acids)
Biological process (GO): Golgi to plasma membrane transport; intracellular protein transport; exocytosis
Cellular component (GO): exocyst; membrane
Source: RefSeq, a predicted model, not a curated record
CUCGUUGGGGUAUCCAAGAUGAAGGACGAACGAACGAAUGCGCGCAAGGAAUGCGAGAUCCUCGUCCAGAACAUCGCGCAGUCGCAUGCGCGGUUGGCCCCAAGCAUUCAAGUCGCGAUUGAGAAUCAAUGGGACAAUGACUUUUCCGAGUGCCUACGGGCUUUCGCUGCCGAAAAGGAGGAAGAAAUUCGAGACGUGUGCAGCUCGCAUUACCAGGAAUUCGUCCAGUCUAUCGAAGACAUUGUGCAGAUCAAAUGCGACGUGAACGACCUCCAGGUUCACAUCGACAAGUACAACAAAGAGCUCGUGGACGCUACAGCUCCCCUCGUCCAAGGAAACGACAUGUUGGCAGCAUGUCGGGAGAUUCGUCGGAAUAUUGACACGUCCAUCGAGCGUCUGCAGCAGUGCCAGCGCAUCGUGGAAUGCACAACAAAAGUAGACAAGUACAUCCAAGCGAACCAACUCUACCAUGCGCUCAAAGUGCUCGAGACGAUCAAAGCAGACAUUUCGACCUUCCGAGGCAAUCGGUUCGCAAAACGCGUCAACAACUGGAUUGCCGCCACGAUGACCCAUUUGCGCGAGUACACGACGAGAAGGACAUCGCUUUGGCUCGAGGACAUUCGAAAUGCAGCUAGCUCCAUUGGUGCCCAGGCCAUGAAGCGCGGGGAAGAGUCUACCGCGACUCUCCCGCUGUCGCAUCUGGCCGACUCGGACUCGACGCUGCACUUGCCUUCGUUGGAAGCACUGAGUCUUCACGCCAAGGACAUCCGCACCAAAAAUGCGUUGCAUGCGGACUACUGCCAACAAGCGCUCGCGCUGCUGGCACCGAUGCUGCGCACGUUGCAUGUGUACAAGUACUUGCACACCACGUCGGAACUCGCCAAGUUCUACAACACCAACCGCAUGCCGCAACUCCAAUUUUCCGCCUUUCUCUCGGGCGACAUUGGGACGAUUUCGGCCGAGAAGUUCGCUGCUCAGCAUGACGAGAUGUUCAAGCGGAUCGUGGGCACGUUUUGCAUGGAGAAGCUUCUUGCUGUGUACUCGAACGAGAGCUUGUUGUCGAAGAAAGAGGUCAAUGCGGCCUGUUUGUCUGUGCUCCAGAGCCUCAGUGGGCUCAUGAUGGCCCUCACGUUGAAGCUCCAGUCUCCCAAGUUAAUUGUCGACAUCAAACGAAAUGCUGCGCUGUGUGCACGCGUGCUGGGCGACGACAUUCACCAGUUCAACACGUCGAUUGUCCUGGACGCGUUUCGCGGCAUGGGCGACUUUUACCGCAAAAAGUGUCGGGUCGACAUGAAAGUGAAACUGCGCGAGUUUUUGCUGCAAGACACGUUCCAGAAAGUCCAAGCAACCAAAAGCAACUACAUCGCAUACCUGCACCUCUGUGGCUUGGACAAGCAAGGCGACGACUUUCUGCGGACGGCCGACUCGAAGGGCAACAUUUACCUUCCUUUCACGGCAGUCGUGCGGCGGAGCUGCGAAGCGAUCCAUGAAAUGAUCGAUAUGAUGUUUGAGUUUGAAAGGCAUUUGAACAUCGCGGACUGGGGCUACUUUGUGCGAGAAGACACGUGUGAGGCCUUGAUCGAGCUCAACGUUGUGCUGAACGAGCUCAUCGAGAACCACACGGACCUGCAGAUUUCCCAGGCCGUCAUCACUGGUGCCAAUUCGUCCUACUUGUCGAGUGCGUGCAACGUAUUCGCGGCCGUCCUUCAGGAAAAGAUUGAUCUGUGGGAAAUGCGCGCGUUGACGGCGCAGACCGCCAAAGGACAACAGCCAAGUGCGGCUGGAUCACGACCCACAUUUACCAUUGCCAUGGCCAAGAAACGACUCGAGAGCACGUCGACUCGAGCCCAAGACAUGGUGUGCGAGAUCAUGGUGAAGAAAAUUGACGAUUUGAUUGCGUCCUUCUACUUUCUCGAAUGGCUCCCCACCGACCCGACAAAGCAGGCGGACCCGUGCAUGAGCGACCUUAUCAACUACCUCCAAGCAUCGUUCACCCAACUGAGCACGCUACCCCUCCCGAUCAAAGACGCUGUGCACUUUGCGUCGUGCAUUCACAUCAACAAAGCGUUGGAGCAAGUGCUCGUGGGCCCAACCGUGAAAAAGAUGAACUUGACGGGAAUGCUCAACUUUAAGCGGAACCUCGAUGCGCUCGUGCAGUACGCUGGAACGUGUGGAGUCGGCCAGCUCAAGGACUGCUUCCUCCCGAUGACACAACUGGUCGACCUGAUCGUGUCGGAUGACUUGGAGCGGUUGGACCAGACUACGUUCAAGAGUGGUGGAAAGUAUACUCAUGUCAUGCCCGAUCAUGUCGCGGCUGUGGUUGAAAAGUUCAAGGAGACCGCGGUAUCGACGGCGUCGUCAUCGUCCAUGUUCUUCAAGAGCAGCAAAUCCAAGGCCGAAACGACGGUCGGCUUGAAGCGAUCGGUCGUCGAUGCCGUCCUCCGGCAGCUCAAGACCAUUGGUCCCAUGCACAAAUGAGCUCGAUGGAAUUUGUGAUUGCAUUCAACAUGUUCAAUUUACUUGCGA